AUGUAUACAGAAUACUUCAAAAAUACUUAUAUGGUAGAUAUCUUAGAAUAUCUACGUAUAAUAACAUUAACAGAAGAAGGUAUUACAGGUAAAUCUAACGAUCUUGAAAAUCAAGUUUAUCCAAGACUUUCAACAGGUACAAAAGUUUGUACUGAAAAAAAUAAAGAUGAUGCUAUACUUUGUGAUAAAAAAUCAAUUAAUUCUGAUUAUGAUUCGGUAGAAAGUAGAGCAACUUUUAGUUCGAAUCAAAAUAGUAUAAAUUCAAAUAAUAGUGAUCUACAAGAAACCGUUAUAAUAGAGAAAGAUCAAUUAGAAGAAGAAAAGAUCAACGAUCCAUUUCUGGUGACAUGGAAUGGUCCUGAUGAUCCUGAUCAUCCAAUGAAUUUUGAUUCAUUUAAGAAAAUUUUAAUAGUUGUUCAAAUUAUGAUGAUUACUUUUGUCACAUAUAUGGCAUCAGCAAUUAUUACUCCUGGUCAAGAAGAAAUUCAAAAUGAAUUUAAAGUUGGUCAUGUUACCGCUACCUUAAAUUUAUCUGUUUACGUUUUAGCAUAUGGUAUUGGUCAAGCUAUCUUUUCACCAUUGUCAGAGGUUGCAAAGAUUGGUCGUCAAUGGGUUUACACUUAUACUUUCUUUCUUUUCACUAUUUUUCAAAUAGGUUGUGCUACUGUACAUAGUUUUGGUGGCCUUGUGGUACUUAGAUUUAUUACUGGUGUUUUAUCAGGUCCUGCUUUAGCCACUGGUGGUGCUAGUAUUGCUGAUAUCAUUGAAGGAAGAAAGCUUACUGCUUAUAUCGCCCUAUGGGCCAUUGGUGCUGUCCUAGCACCAGUGAUGGCUCCAAUUGUUGGUGCCGCUAUGGUGAUUGCAGAAGACUGGAGGUGGAUCUUUUGGUUAUUGACAAUUAUUUGUGCAGUGUUUCUGAUAGUCUUUAUUCUUUUCUUCCCUGAGACUUCUGGUAAUUCAAUUCUUUCAAGAAGAGCCUCAAGAAUUAGAAGACAAACCGGUGAUGACAGAUACUAUACAAUUCAAGAACAAAAAGAUUCCUCUACAAAAUUAAGUGAAUUCCUGAUUAUGACUUUCUACAGACCAUUUGAAAUGAUUAUUAAAGAACCUAUUAUCCUUGCAUUUGACGUAUAUAUAUCUGUCAUUUAUGGUGCAUUAUACCUUUUCUUUGAAUCUAUCCCAAUUGUCUUUGUUGGUAUUUAUCAUUUUACUUUAAUGGAAAGUAGUGUUGCAUUCCUCGGUUUCUUGGUCGGUUGUAUCAUUGCUUAUCCAAUUUUAAUAAUAUUCUUACACAAAGUGAUCUAUCCAGCACAUGAUAACAAUACAUUUGUCCCUGAAAAAUUCUUACUUUUAGCAAUGAGUGUAGCAUGGUUACUACCACUAUCCCAAUUCCUGUUCGGUUGGGCUGCUAGUGUUCAUUGGAUCAUCCCAGUGAUUGCUGAAGUAUUUUUCAUCAUCGCCGUUUGGAACUUAUUCCAAGUUACAUUCUCUUAUUUGGCCUUUAGUUUCCCAAAUCAUGUGGCAUCUGUCUUUGCUGGGAACGGUGUCAUGAGAUCCACUUUUGCUUGCGCUUUCCCCUUAUUUGGUAAAGCCAUGUUUGAUAACUUGGCUAUAGAAGGAUACCCUGUUGGCUGGGGGUCUACAAUUGUUGGAUUUGUUACUAUUGGGUUAUCUUUGAUCCCAUUCGUACUAUAUAAGUAUGGUGCUACAUUGAGAUCCAAAUCAAAAUUCCAAGCUUGA
Maudiozyma saulgeensis is the source of this 1740-nucleotide messenger RNA. The record is from the annotation of a GenBank genome assembly. Lineage: Eukaryota; Fungi; Ascomycota; Saccharomycetes; Saccharomycetales; Saccharomycetaceae.